AUGCGCCUCCGCCACAUCCACCUCCCCUCUCGCUACUCCCACUGGCCGCCCUACUCCCUAGCCUGCCGCGUGCAAUCCUACCUGCGCCGGGCCCUCCUCGACUGGAAAGACAUCCCCUCUGUGGCCCCAUCCAAACCAGCCCCUCCUCCGGAUCCUAGCCCCGAAUCCGAAGAAGUCUCCCUGCCCCCGCCCCCAGACGGCCUCACCCCCGAAUCUGCUCCCGCCUGGGAGCAGCUCAUCACGUCCGCCGAAGAGGAAUACCGGUUAAAAGCACAACAGAAAGCAGAGCGUCUAAAGCCAAAGCCAAAACCUUGGCCUGAGGUGCAUGGCAAACCACCUCCCCCGCCGCCAACGGUGAUUUCCUUUACCCCAAGGCCGGUGUAUACACUCGGCAGGAGACAACACGACACGCCGUUAUCCUUGGACGAAGUCCAGAGACUUAAGCAGCCCCUAUUCUGCCCUCCAUGGACGGUUAAUCCAAAACAGCAUGGGAAUCCAGCCUGGGAGGUCCCAGACAUCGUGCGCGUGCCCCGCGGCGGGCUCAUGACGUACCACGGACCAGGACAGAUCGUGCUCUGGCCGGUGAUGGAUCUCAAGGGGCCUGGACACAGCCACUUCACUGUGCGGUGCUACGCCCGACUCUUAGAAAACACCACGAUCGGGCUGCUCAAGAAGCUGUGGGAUGUAGAAGCCAUCACGACCGAAGACCCCGGGGUGUGGGUUAAGUCUCCUCGCUUCGUCUCCGGCAGACCUCGCGUGGACGGUUCUCGCCCGGAACUAGCAAAAAUCGCUGCCUUAGGAGUCCACCUCCGACGGAAUGUCACCGGCCUGGGUACAGCCCUCAACGUCCGGUUCUGGUCGGCGCGAGAUAUCUCGCGGCACUUGCGCACCACUCUGAACCAGCAUCCUCCGUCAGACCAACCGGUCGACCUGAACCUGCUUUAUGACCCCUGGUCCCGCUUCACUCCCUGCGGACUCGAAAACAAAGCCGUCACCUCUCUCCGGGGAACGCUCUACCCGCCGGACACCAUCCGCGCCGGGUUGUUGAAGGGGGGUUAUGACACCGCCGCCGACCACGCCGAACGCAACGUCGCUAUCGCGUGGUGCGAUGAGUUCGCUAUGCGGAUUGGGCUGCCCGAUAUUAACGUGGAAACAGUCGACAUGCAAGAAGUCGUACGGAUGUUAGGGUUUUUAGUGGGCGAGGCUGAGGAGAAGCUAGAGAAGGGGGACUGGAUGGGGGCUGUGCCGGUUGAGGGGAUGGGCGAGGAGGGAUGGGAUGAGGAGAAAGUUAAGGAGAUGGUUGAACGGGAGAGGAGGUACGUGACAAGGUUUGAAGGGAUUUAUUUAGGGAGAGGGUGGCUGCCGGAUGAGGCGCCUAGGACGCCGAAAGUUAUGUAUAACUAG
Molecule: messenger RNA, 1404 nt
Organism: Thermochaetoides thermophila DSM 1495
Lineage: Eukaryota; Fungi; Ascomycota; Sordariomycetes; Sordariales; Chaetomiaceae
Product: lipoate-protein ligase-like protein
Exons: 1
Coding region: 1-1404 (467 amino acids)
Biological process (GO): protein lipoylation
Cellular component (GO): mitochondrion
Source: RefSeq, a predicted model, not a curated record